Molecule: messenger RNA, 734 nt
Organism: Brienomyrus brachyistius
Lineage: Eukaryota; Metazoa; Chordata; Actinopteri; Osteoglossiformes; Mormyridae
Product: ATP synthase subunit d, mitochondrial-like
Exons: 6
Coding region: 150-635 (161 amino acids)
Biological process (GO): proton motive force-driven ATP synthesis
Molecular function (GO): proton transmembrane transporter activity
Source: RefSeq, a predicted model, not a curated record
GUACGGCCCAUUGAGAUUCACUCCAUAUCUCAGGCUACCAAGGAGUUAACCGCGUCUCCUCCAAUGCGUCACUUCCGCAUCCGAUUGUCAGCCGGCGCUUCUGUAUUUUUUCCUUCCCCCGUGUCUGCAGCUGAUUCAAGGCUAGGCAGAUGUCUGGGCGCCGCGCUGCACUUAAGGCCAUAGACUGGGUCUCCUUUGCGGAGAGGGUGCCGCCCAAUCAGAAGUCUCUGUUCAAUGCCCUGAAGACACGGAGCGAUGGCCUGGCCGCCAGGUUGUCCUCGCUUCCCGAAAAACCCACCACGAUCGACUGGAGUUACUACAGGAAGGCAGUGGCCAAGCCUGGCCUCGUGGACGAGUUUGAGAAGAGGUUUGCCGCCCUGAAGGUCCCGGAGCCCGUUGACACGCAGACGAGCAAGAUCGAUACCCAGGAGCAGGAGGCGAGCAAAAGUGCUGUAGCCUACAUCCAGGAGUCCAAAGCCCGCAUUGCUGUCUAUGAGGAGGAGCUGGAGAAAUUUAAGAAUAUGAUCCCAUACGACCAGAUGACCAUAGACGACCUGAACAGUGUCUUCCCUGAGACAAAGCUGGACAAAGUCAAGCACCCGUACUGGCCACACAAGCCCAUCGCUGAGCUGUGAGCCGGGCGUCGCAGUGAGCCGGGCGUCGCUCGCACAGCUGCGCCUCUUCCUCCCUGUGGGUCUGUGCUUCCUCCAUCAUAAUAAAAUCUUCUGCAUUUA